AUGAAAGAGGAUAUACAUCUCGACGAUGAUAUACUUCUAUCCCCUAAACGAAAAUUCCCAACAUUGGUAUAUCUAGCAACAUGUGCUAUUCAAAAACAUGUCAAUAAAGUCGAAGAUAUCGGAGACACACCGUAUCAUCUAGUCCAACCAAUCCUAUCACAAAUGUCUGCUAAACAAUUAAAUCAAAUCGAAACAGUCUCACCACAAAUCGUGCCGCACUCUGAUAGAUUAUGGCUAUUGUUAAUUGAGCAUGAUUUCCCUGAUCGGAGUAGAAAAUUAAAUCCAUUGAAGGAUGGAGGGUUGGUUAAGAUGCCAUAUAAAGAAUUAUAUUAUAAAUAUUUGAAGGAUCGAGAAAUGUUUAGACAAGAUUCAACAAAUCGAUUACGAUACAUAAAUGAGAGAUUAAGAUUAAAAAAGUCAGAGAAUAAAGUCGUGGCUGUGAAUGAAGUAUUAAAAGAUCCAACUAUACGAAGAAGAUCCCAUGGGAUGGGAUUUGGUAUAAAUAGACUGCUGCUGCUGCUGAAUGGAAGUAAAGGGGGUUCUAUUUUGAAUAAAGUGAGGAAAGAUAUGCAGAAUAGGUCGAUUAUAUUCUCAAAACCAGUUAUGAAGGCAUAUGAUCCAUUUGCUGCAUUUAAGGAACAGAAACCGAAGCAGCAGCUACCAAUUCGUCAACCUGUUGCCUCUGUAAGAAGGACAACCUUCUUCGACUCUGCCCAUGAGAGGGGACCGAAUGUGUUGGCACGAAAAGAGAAGGACCCGCCUACAGUACGCAAGCCCUCGUCUCCGCCACGUAUUUCUUCUCCACCUCCAGAGGUUGACAUAAAAAAGAGAAAGAAUGUGCCAUCCAUUUUCUUGCAAAGUAAACGACCGGUGCUAAAACAGCAUAUUCCGAGGAAGAAAGCAGACAAUACUCAAAAGAAUGAAUCUCACGAAGAUCAAACCACAACGAUAAAACCUACAAAGUCAUCCAUAUUCAGUUGA
Hemisphaericaspora subhashii is the source of this 981-nucleotide messenger RNA. RefSeq names its product elongin A (gene ELA1). The record is from RefSeq and is a predicted model, not a curated record. Gene Ontology annotation, biological process: transcription elongation by RNA polymerase II. Lineage: Eukaryota; Fungi; Ascomycota; Pichiomycetes; Serinales; Debaryomycetaceae. The transcript has a single exon. Gene Ontology annotation, cellular component: nucleus; elongin complex. The coding region runs from base 1 to 981 and encodes 326 amino acids.